Molecule: messenger RNA, 1032 nt
Organism: Penicillium roqueforti
Lineage: Eukaryota; Fungi; Ascomycota; Eurotiomycetes; Eurotiales; Aspergillaceae
Exons: 5
Coding region: 1-1032 (343 amino acids)
Source: RefSeq, a predicted model, not a curated record
AUGAAGGUCGCGGUAGUGGUCUCGGUUUUUGCUCUUCUGGCUCGGCCAUUCGUAUCGGCCUCAUCCGACCUGGCCUACUGUGCUACAGAGAACACGGGGUCUUCUUUCACGGGAGUUUCUAACACAUUUCAAUCGAAUGGAUUAUGUGAAACUACCUGCACCGAUUACGCUUUUGCUAUCCUCCAAGGGAGUAAAUGCUGGUGCUCGAACGUGGCUCCCGCCAAGUCCUCACUAGCCGACGACACUUCGGACUGUGAUGGUGCAUGCCCGGGUUAUCCCGCAGACAGUUGUGGAAGCACAUCCAAAGGAGUGUACGCCUACGUGGAAGUGGUCGGCAACGAUGCGACUAGCACAGCCGCUGGUACAACAACUUCGAAAACCACCUCGUCAACCUCAACCUCGACCAAAUCAACAUCAACCUCUACCUCAACGACCUCGAGUACUAGCGACCCGCCUGUAACGGUCACUGUGACUGCCUCCGAUUCCACUACCACUUCCACUACCACUUCGACCUCACCCAUUUCAACUUCCUCGGAUGAUAAAACAACAACUUCCUUGCCGACGGUCUCAGUGCAGACCAACUCUGGCGGCCAAGUCAAGACCAUCACCGUUUCUGGUGCAAGUGCAACUUCUGGCGCUGAUUCCGCAUCGCCUAGCACCACCACUAGCAGCAAGUCGAAAUUGAGUGGAGGUUCCAUCGCAGGCGUUGUGAUUGGCGUCCUCGGAGGACUCGCUCUGGUUGGUGCUCUCAUCUUCUUGAUUUUCUUCUACCGCAAACGCGCUCGUUCCGUCAGCCCUAUCCCAAGCCAAGACAUGGCAGACGACAGAAGCAGGGGAUCGAGUUUCAUGGGAGGUUUCUUCCCGCGAAGCGAUAACGGAUCUCUGCCCUCACGUACGGGCACAACAUUUACCGAUCGGCGAAUGAAGACCAACACGGUCCUCUACCCGAACGGUCAUCGGGACAGCAGUGUUUCACUGCAAGACAACGAAGACUACUCGCGUCCUGUUCUUCGGCUUACCAACCCCGACUAA